AUUUUAUUUUAGUAUUUGACGAAUUAUCUAAAGUUUCAAAUGACAAACAAGCUGCUGUGAAAUUUGGAUGGAUUCAAGGUGUACUUGUAAGAUGUCUGUUGAAUAUUUGGGGUGUUAUGUUGUUUCUUCGCCUAUCCUGGGUGGUAGGGCAAGCAGGAAUUGGUUUGGCUUGUCUUAUAAUCAUUUUAGCUACUGCUGUAACAGUUUUAACUACUCUUUCAAUGUCUGCCAUAUGCACAAAUGGAGAAGUAAAAGGGGGUGGAACAUAUUACAUGAUAUCUCGCAGUCUUGGACCUGAAUUUGGAGGCUCUAUUGGUUUCAUAUUUGCUGUGGCAAAUGCAGUUGCUGUUGCAAUGUAUGUUGUAGGAUUUGCUGAGACAUUAAAAGUUUUGCUUUGGAACAAUGAUAUGCCUUUAUUGGACAAUGGAAUUAAUGAUAUACGUAUAAUUAGCUGUGCAACAGUAGUGGUCAUCCUGGGAAUAGCAAUAGUUGGAACUGAGUGGGAAACAAAGGCUCAAAUCAUCUUGUUAUUGAUACUUUUAGCAGCAAUGGCUGACUUUUUAGCUGGUGCUGUUCUAACACCAAGUGAUGAACAAAUGGCAAAAGGUUUCUUAGGUUGGAAUGUUACAAUAUUUCUUGAAAAUGUGGGUCCCCAUUUUGCUGAAGAAGAAGGUUUCUUCUCUGUGUUUGCUGUAUUUUUCCCUGCUGCUACAGGUAUUCUUGCUGGAGCAAACAUCUCUGGAGAUUUGAAAGAUCCACAAACUGCUAUACCUAAGGGAACCCUUCUAGCCAUUUUGAUUACCACAUUGUCUUACAUUCUAUUUGUGGUAGUGGCAGGAAGCACUGUCCUGCUUCAUGCAAAUGGAAAUAUUGAAUUAGUUAAAAAUGGAACAUUAUUUCUUCUGUCGAACUGCACACUUGGAGAUAAAAGUGAUUGUGAAUUUGGUCUUCUCAAUGAUUAUCAGGUGAUGGAAAUGGUAUCAGCUUUUUCACCAAUUAUAUAUGCUGGAAUAUUUGCAGCUACACUUUCAUCUGCACUUGCAAGUCUUGUAAGUGCUCCUAAAAUAUUCCAGGCAUUGUGUAAGGAUAAACUAUUUCCAGGUAUUUAUUUCUUUGCAAAAGGCUAUGGAAAAAAUAACGAACCUAGAAGAGGUUAUUUGCUGGCAUUUGUUGUGGCUCUUGGAUGUUGUGCUAUAGGCGAUCUUAAUCACAUUGCUCCACUGAUCUCAAAUUUUUUCCUUGCGGCAUAUUGUCUUAUCAACUUGUCAUGCUUUCAUGCCACAUUCGUAAAAGCUCCAGGUUUUCGCCCUGCCUUCAGAUAUUAUAGUAUGUGGUUAGGCUUCUUGGGAGCUGUCCUUUGUCUACUAGUCAUGUUUAUUAUCAACUGGGUGACAUCUCUUAUAACCUUUGCAGUUGUCACUUUUUUGUAUCUUUGUAUAUACCACAGAAAACCAGAUGUUAACUGGGGAUCUUCUACUCAAGCUCAGACAUAUUCAAUGGCUCUUAAUGCCGUCAUGAAACUUAACGAAGUUGCAGAUCAUGUUAAAAAUUAUAGGCCUCAAUUACUUGUAUUGACUGGGCAUCCAAGUCAUCGUCCAGCCCUUGUGGAUUUUAGUUAUACUAUUACAAAGAAAUUGAGUCUGUUAAUUUGUGGAAAUGUAAUUACAAAGGAGCAUUUGAGUCACAAAACUAGAACAGGAAUGUUAGAAAUGGGUCACAAAUACUUGAGGUAUCGAAGUAUCAAAGCUUUUUACAGUGCAGUGGAAGACCAAUCUUUUUCUCGGGGUGUAUCUUCAUUGAUUCAGGUUGCUGGAAUGGGAAAACUGAGACCCAAUAUGAUACUAAUGGGAUAUAAAAACAAUUGGGAAAGUUGUGCUCAUGAUGAAGUCCAAGAAUAUUUUAAUGUCAUUCAUGAUGCUUUAGAUAUGCAUAUGGCUAUUGGAAUACUGAGGCUACCAGAAGGCAUGGAUUACUCAAAAUAUGCUCCGCACUUAGAACAACUUGCAAAACUAUCAAAGAAAGAAAAGAAAAUUUGUGUGAAAAUGACAUCAGAACUUAAAAAAGAUAAUGAUGGAAUGUUUAGAAAUAAAUCUUGUUCUGAAUUAUCAGAAGUUUCUGUUGCAUCAUGCGCUCUGGACAGUUCACGAGAAAGCUCUCCACCAUCUUCUCCCUGUACAGUUCGUUCACUAAAUGGGAAUGUAAGUUCAGAUCCACAUGGUCAAGUAAACUUUGGAUUUAUUGAAAGUCCUGAUAAUACAGGUCUUGAAGCUAAAGAAACUCUAGCACCAAUAAUUCCAGAUGAAGUAAAACUUUCUGCUACUCAAUUUCAACGAAAGCAAAAGAAAGGAUAUAUAGAUGUGUGGUGGCUGUAUGAUGAUGGAGGACUUACCAUGCUUAUUCCUCAUAUAUUAUCAACCAGAUCCCAAUGGAGCAACUGUAAAUUAAGAAUAUUUGCUUUAGCUAAUAAGAAAGAUGAAUUAGACAGAGAACAGCGCAAUAUGGCAGCAUUACUGAAUAAAUUUCGGAUUGAUUAUUCUGAUGUCACAGUAAUUCCUGAUAUUGUGAAACCACCUGAAGAAGCCAGCAAAAAAGAAUUUGAAGCUUUGAUCACAAAAUGGCAAAGUGAUGGAGAUGAUGGGAAAUGCUUCAUAACUGAAUCAGAAAUUUAUGCUUUAAAAGAUAAGACAAAUCGUCAUAUUCGACUUUCGGAGUUGUUGCGUAAACAUUCUAAGGAUUCUGUUCUGAUAGUCAUGACAUUGCCAAUGCCUAGGAAAAGUACAUGUUCAGCAGCACUAUAUAUGGCAUGGUUAGAAACUCUUACUAAAGAUAUGCCACCAUUUCUACUCAUACGUGGCAAUCAAACCAGUGUACUUACAUUUUAUUCUUAAGUCCUUUACUGUACAUACAUUCUUAUCAUACAUCAGACUGUGAUUUGACGAAUAAUGAGAAUUCUAAAAAUUAUGGGUUGCCCUUUUUUGAGUAAAAAAGGAAACCUGGAUUUGUCUUUAAAUAAUUAAAUCACAAUAGUGUUAGAGUUGGCACAUAUCAAACAAUAUUAAAAAAAAAAAAAAAAAGUAGGGUUUACUGAAUUUUAUUAUAUAAAAGUUUUUCUUUUAUAAAUUUUUUCAGUUCACUCUCAGGUUAAUGAAAAUAUUUAUUGAGCUUAAAGUGAAGUUAAAUCAGAGCAAGUUUCUGAUUCCUACUUCAUAUGUUCCUUCAAGUAAAAGUAUUCAUACAGUUUCACAUUUCAUAUUAGUCCUUUUGAACUUAUAUGGUUCCAUAUUUAUACAUGUGCCAAUUUUGUACAUUGACAGAUUUCCUUUUUAUUGUAUUUGUUAUGUGUUAUUUCACAUAUAUAAAUCUUAUGUUGAUUGUUGUAAAAUCCUUUUAAUGUGCACUUUUAAAAUGUCAGUUCUAAAGGCAGAAAGGAAGACAAGUGUGAAUGCUUUAUAAAAAUCCUUUACUUAAAUUUAAUCAUUUUUUUUUUUUUUUUUUUUUUUUUUUUUUUUUUUGUAUUUGAGUUCAACAUAUUCAUCAGCAUUUUGAUAUUAGGUUUAAAACAUUUUAGUUAAAACUCUGAAUACAAUUCUAUAUCUUAAAUAAAAUUAUUCAAAUGUAAACACACAAAUUAAAUAAUUACAUAUUGAACAGUUAGCUUUUCUUUCAUGCUGCUUUUUACUAAAGUCCUGUACUGCAUAUAAAUUAUAAUUUAACACUAAACUGUUUUAAUUGUAUGAUGUUUAACUUUCUUCUCCGCCCACAAAUCUUUCUUGUGUGUGUCAACAGAAUGCUUUGAUGCCGUCUGUUGUCUCAGCAGGCACUUCCUUCAUUGCAUAAUAUUCAGUACAUUAUGCACUACAUAUACGGAUUUUAGUUAUGUUUAUGUUAACCACAUAUAUAAACUAUUGUAGAAUAUAAAUAUCAAUAAAUAAUUGUAAUAUAUUUUCAUAUGUAAUUUUUUUAUAUUAAAAAAUUAUAUAUUCCUUGAUUUGUGACAAAUAUUACAAGUCUUCAUCACCAUGUGCAAUUAUAUUGCUCUAUUUUGACUUCUGUAAAAAAAUUAAUAUACCUAAUAAUAGAACAUAUGUAUUAAAAUCUAAUAUAUUAGUACUUUGAUAUUGAUAAUCAGCAAAAACGUGUUGCAUGUCCUUUGUAAAGAAAACAUUUUGUUAUCAAUUGAACACACAAUAACUUAAUUAUUUUUAAGCCUCCAAAAUGUGAAGUCAACAGCUGGUACUGUUUGAAGUUGUAUUAAAUAGAUUCUAUGGUUUUUAUCUAGUGAUUAAGACCAAAGACAAUAUUUAAUACAGAUUUGUGAAAUAUUUAUUUUGAAUAUUAGCACAUAUUUAACAAAUGUUAUAAUAACUUAGUAGAUCCAAAAUAUUAUGAUUAAUAUACAAAUGAAACACAAUUAUCAGUGAAGUUGUAAAAGUGUUUUUCUUGUAUCCAUCACAUAAAUAAUGUAUUUCAUUAUUUUUGUUUUUCAUAUCUCAACUGAAUUAAACAGACAUGAAAUACUGUGAUUGAGCUCAUUCCAUUCUUGUAUAUAAUAUCACUGAUCAUUAACCAUUUCAUGUUCCUUUGGCAUUCCUUAAAAUAUUUUAAAAACAAAAUGAUAUAAUUUUAUAUUCUUUGCUAUCCAUGUAAACUGUACCUGUUGUGUCAAUGAAAUAAAAAUUUUAAAAGUA
Stegodyphus dumicola is the source of this 4688-nucleotide messenger RNA. Its product is annotated as solute carrier family 12 member 2-like. The record is from RefSeq and is a predicted model, not a curated record. Gene Ontology annotation, molecular function: sodium:potassium:chloride symporter activity. Gene Ontology annotation, cellular component: membrane. Lineage: Eukaryota; Metazoa; Arthropoda; Arachnida; Araneae; Eresidae. Gene Ontology annotation, biological process: chloride transmembrane transport; cell volume homeostasis; chloride ion homeostasis.